This is a messenger RNA of Dictyostelium discoideum AX4, 1386 nucleotides long. It is a transcript of the gene odc, whose product is annotated as group IV decarboxylase. Lineage: Eukaryota; Evosea; Eumycetozoa; Dictyosteliales; Dictyosteliaceae. Gene Ontology annotation, biological process: polyamine biosynthetic process. The coding region runs from base 1 to 1386 and encodes 461 amino acids. The record is from RefSeq and is a predicted model, not a curated record. The transcript is spliced from 3 exons. Gene Ontology annotation, molecular function: catalytic activity; ornithine decarboxylase activity.
AUGACAGGUACAAAAAGAAAUGGUGAAGAAGUUGUAAAUGAAAACAACAACAACAACGUUGCAGAAGAAACCAACAAAAAAGCUAAAGUUGACGAAUCUUCAACUGAAACCACUGAAUCUACCAGUUGUUCAUUAUUAUCAAGAUGUGAAAAAUUAGAUAUCGUUAGAAAGGAAUUAGAUGUUAAACCAUGGGAUCAAGGAAAAGUUACAAUUCAAGAAUUAAUCACUUCUUUACUUGAUAAAACUGAUAGAGAUGCAUUCUUUGUUGCUGAUGUCGGUGUUAUUAUUAAACAAUGGCAAAAAUGGGUUAAAAAUUUACCAAAUGUUAAACCAUAUUAUGCAGUUAAAUGUAAUCCAACCGUUGGUGUUUUAAGAGUUUUAGAUGCUUUAGGUACAAAUUAUGAUUGCGCAAGUAGAACUGAAAUUGAAUCAGUUUUAAAUUUAGGUGUUGAUCCAAGUCGUAUUAUUUAUGCUAAUCCAUGUAAACAAAUCUCUGCUCUUAAAUUUGCAAGAGCACAUAAUGUUAAAUUAAUGACAUUUGAUAAUCUUAGUGAAUUAGAAAAAAUUGAAAAGUUUUUCCCAGAAGCAGAAUUAGUAUUAAGAAUUGCACCAGAUGAUUCAAAAUCUGUUAUGAGAUUUGGUUCUAAAUUUGGUGUUCAUAUUGAUGAUUGUAACGAUUUGUUAGAGAUGGCAAAGGAAAUGAACCUCAAGGUUGUUGGUGUUAGUUUCCAUGUUGGUAGUGGAUGUCAAAGUGGUGAUUCAUACGCUGAUGCUCUCAUUAUGGUAAAGAGUGUCUUUGAUAUGGCAAAGAAAUUAAAUAUGGAAUUAACAUUGGUCGAUGUUGGUGGUGGUUUCACUGGUUCAGAUGACGAGAAAUUCAAUGCAUUCACAAAGGUUAUUCGUGAGAAAACCGCUGAACUCUUCUCACCAAAUGUUAAAAUUAUCGCCGAGCCAGGUCGUUACUUUGCAGCUCAAUCCCAUACACUCGCCGUCACUGUUAUUUCAAAACGUUCAAUCAAACAAGAAGAUAACAGACAACAUCCACGUCGUACCUCAAAUAAUAUGAGACAAUACAAUUACUAUUUGGCCGACGGUGUUUAUGGUUCAUUCAAUAACACUAAAUUCGAUUAUGCUAAAGUUGAACCUUUAUUAUUGAAACCUUCAACUAAACAACCAACUCCAUGCACUCUCUUUGGUCCAACUUGUGAUUCAAUCGAUGUGGUUCUUAAAGAUACCCAAAUUCCAGAACUUAAAAUUGGUGACUGGCUUUACUUCCAAGAUAUGGGUGCUUACACUAUCGCUUCAUCUUCUUCUUUCAAUGGUUUCUGUCCACCACCAGUUUAUUAUUACAAUAGUAUCCCAGAAGAAGAAUUAAAAAAUUUAUAA